AUCAAAGUGUCAAAUUAAAAUACAUGUUUUGAUUUUUUUGCGUAAAUAAUUUUAGUGUAAAAAUAUAAAUGUACUACAAAAAGUAAAAGUAAUGCUAUCAAAACUCGUGGCAGGCAGUUUAUAGACUGACAAUGCGAUCGUGACGCGUGGGGUUGGCGAGAAGUGCCGCGUCGAAUAUGCUCGAUGUUAUUACGGCGAGGAGCCUACAGUAAAAUGCCUUGCGAAAGUUGUGCAGUUCAGUUUAGUGUGUUUAGGCGGAAGCGGGCUUGUUGUGAAUGCGAACGCUACUACUGCAGCGGCUGCUUGAGGCGCGGCGGCGGCGCCAUGUGCGCCCCUUGCCGGGUACUCUCCACUAGGCCCCUGUCUCGCCAAACAAUAGCCCACCUGAAAGUGCGCGACCUACAAUGCUUCCUACAUCGCCAGAAUGUUUCCACGAGGGGCUGCGUCGAAAAAGAAGAGUUGGUGAGCCUCUGCGUGGCGCACGUGAACAGCGCCGCGUACCGCCGCCGCGGCUCGCGCGCCGGCGCCUCCCCGUUCAGCACGCUGAAGGGGUUCACCAACAACAUCAACGUGCUGAUCAACAACGCCUUCGACCUGCGCACAGCCACGCCCGCCCCGCCACCUCCUUCUAGCAACUGCUACAACUCGUCCCAUUCGCACCCGUCGCCCGCCGCCCACAACGCGAGCAAUGGCAAUAAUGGUGCGCCCCCCGCCAGGGAGCGGUUCACCACCAGACCCGGCGGCGAGGAAGACAUCACAGUGCCGGUGCCGGCGAUGUCGCGCAGCGCGUCCGGCGACAGCGCGCCGCCGGCGGGGCGCCGCGACACCGACGACUGCUUCGAGGUGGAGGACCUCGGCUGGGAGUUCGUGGCGCGCCCCGCCGACCCGCUGCCCGACGACUCUGACGUGUUAAUAGCGGAGAACGAGCUGAGCGUCUCCAUGAGCGUGUCGGGCGCGCGGCGCGCCGCCAGCGAGCUGGAGCUGCGGCCCGCGGCGGACGACGCGGCCGACAGCGGCAGUCUGCAGGAUGAACCUGUCAUAGGGCACAGCUCUAGUGUCCCGAAGCAGAUCACGCUGGAGAGCCUCGCGUCGGAGCAGCAGCUGGAGGAGCUGAACGUGAAGCAGCUGAAGGAGCUGCUGAGCCGGAACCGCGUGGAGUUCCGCGGCUGCCUGGAGCGCGCCGAGCUGCUGCAGCGCGCGCGCACGCUCUACCGCCACCACAUGCGGCACCGGGACGACGUAGACAGCUUGCCGCUGGAGGAGUGCUGCAAGAUCUGCAUGGCGGCGCCGCUGGAGUGCGUGCUGCUGGAGUGCGGGCACAUGGCCGCCUGCACCGCCUGCUCGCGGCAGCUGGCCGAGUGCCCCAUCUGCAGGCAGUAUGUGGUCCGCGCCGUCAGGGUGUUCCGCUCCUGAGACACGGCUCACCGCGCGGAGCAGGGACCCUGAGGACGUCCAGGACUUCGGAAUCCAAGGGCUCGUAUUGUCGUACCCAGCUAUAAGUGAAGCUAUGCAUCUGAGAAAAUUAUUGGCUGAUUUCGAUUUUUUUUAUGUUUUCUACCACUUACGUUUUGAAAGUGACAUGUGGAUGUGUGAGCCGGAGAACAAAUGCCGAUAUAUGUUUUCAAAUACUAUCGUAAAAGAUGUAGUUUAUUUAUAGCUGCGCACAGAACGCCGCCACGUACAUAGUUCGUAGUUUGUUUGAUGUCAAACUGCAAAACAUUGUGUAAAUAUUCAUUUUAUAAAGCUAUUAUUUUGUAUGAGCUUCAAUUGUUAUCGAUUAUUUCGUAUCUUUUAGACUGUAAGUCUAUAGACUGUAGAUGAAUCAUCCUGAUUUAAAAAAUAUUUUUUUUUUAAUUCGGUAAUAGACAAAAUUUUAAUUGAUAUGGGAUUGUCUGACACAAUGUGCUUUAAUAUGUGCUUGACUUGUUUAAAUUGGCGCGGGUAGUUGUAAUUAGUAGAGGUAAAUGAAGUCUGAUAUUUUUCCAUUGUUGAAUUGUUAUAAAAAUUGAAAAAAAUAUAUGAUAAAACUAAAAAAAAAGAGAAAAAGUUAUUAUCUAUGGUUUUUAAACGAAAUAAAUGCCUUUGGUUUGCUGCUCCGUGACGUAAAAACCGAAUACGGGUAAGUAAAUUUGCCCAAUACUCUUGUAUUCGGAUUUUGUACUACAUGUUGAUUUUAAACCGCAAACCUUCCAUAACUUCUAUUUCUGUAAUAGUAUGUAUAUUUUUCAUUCAAGUUUUCAAUCAUUACGAGUAUUUCAGUUCAUCGUACACAGUUGUCCUUUCCCUAACUAAAUUAAAAAACGAAAUUGUAUAUAAUUUGUCCGAACAAAUUUGUGUUUUAUGUUUAACGUAGUAAGUGCUAGCGAUCCUGCGGCUGUGCUAUAUACGAGUUCCCACCGACGACGUGACAGCGGCGAUUCUUAACGACAACUAAAGGUAGCAUUCGGUUCUUAGCGACCGGGCCACCCUCUGCUCAGUGUUAAUUUAUAUGGAGCGUUAAAGAAAUCAUUAUGGUGUCGCGCGACCUGUGGUAAUCGCAUCGGGGGCCGUGUCGCCUCUGUCGCUAAGAACCGAACUUUACUUUAACUUCGUCCAUUCCCUGUUGUCGCCACUAAGGAUAAAUGGGAAAAAUAAUCCCAAUUGUCAACAGGGGUGUUUGUUUUAUCGCGAAAUUACUGUUGCUACAUUCGUUUAAAUAUAUGUAAAGUUCUUACGUAUUUGUAAUUUUUUUUAUGACAGCCACCUAGUCGGCUGGGCUCUUGCCAAAUUUGACAGGUGAAUGUGUCUUAUUUUCUCUCUCUUUCGGAGCAUAUGUUGCGGUUGUGCGUCAAGUCGGUGGGUCUCUUACAACAUAUUUUCGUAGAACGUUAGGUUAGUGUACAUUGUUUAGCAUUAAACAUACGGUGGACUGUACGGUGGGUGUCGAAGAGUUCAGGCGAGUCUUUGUCGUUAUUAGUAAUACAAAAGUCCCGGUGAGUGUAUAAAUUAGAAUUAAAAAUAAUGAAAAAAAAAACGUUGUGUUUGCAAAAAUUACAUGAACUAAGUUUUAUUCCUUGUCUAUUCAAUGCAGGGAUCAGAGGAGUUAGUGUGAGUUUUACUCGGUCAAACGCGUCGAGACAGUAAACGCAGAGUUUGUAUGGAGUUGCAUUAGUGCCAUUGCGUUACCACUUGGCGCUGAUUAAAUCACAUACAAAUUCGCGUUUGAUCGAGUAAAACUCGCACUAACCUCUCUGAAGAGAAUCAGAUCAGGCAUCAAGAUUGGUUCCCAGGCAAAAAAUAUGUAUUGUUAGAAGUUGUACAUUUAAAUCCACUUUUCGACUGGCCUUAUCGAAUCGUACCUUAAAAUAUUUGGUUCGCCUUCCAAUAUUAUUUUUAAAAUAUAAUAAUAUGUAUAUAGUUAUAGUCAAAUUUUGAUAUGCGCUUUAGUAUGCAUCGUUCCAGUAUUGAUAAAACUUACCAGUAAUAGCCAUUGUAAAGAAACUUUCAAAUUCAAUAUUUUUACAAUCUCUUUGAAAUUUUUAAAUUUAGAAAUUAAAGAAAUAAAACAAAAUGUUGAUAACAAUAACAAUAUAUUUGUCGGGGAUCUUCGUAUCGAUACAGUAAAAUCCUGAAAUCGAUUUAAUCGUGUUGUUACUGUCUAAUUGUAUGGAAUUAGACAGUGACAGCGCGAGUGUUACAAAUGUCAUAAGCAGAAUAUUUCAAAUAUAAGGGCUCGUGUAGAAAGAAAGGCUCAUUACGCUUUACAUGCGUAAUUUCAUAGGUACAUGUUUGUAAAGUAAUAUGUUAUUUUUUACAUCUUAAACCCGUUUUGGUGGUACAAACAAACAAACAAAGAUUUGUUAUAGAUGUCCUGAUAUAUUUCCCGUAACGUAAUGCUAAGAUGUACCGCGUUUUUUUUUUCACUUUAAUAAUAUUACGUAUUAACAUAUUUACUUGCGUCUCUCUAAAUGAGCCCUUACAAUUUAACUUUUAUACUAGAACACCAAGUGUAUAUAGGAGCCAUAUUUUUUGUAAAUUACGAUUAAAUGUAUUAUCCAUUGAAACAUUGUAUCUCGAUUUUUGAAUAAAUCGGUAAUAUCACGAAAGUUGGCCUUUU
Messenger RNA from Amyelois transitella, 4096 nucleotides. RefSeq names its product E3 ubiquitin-protein ligase RNF34. Gene Ontology annotation, biological process: negative regulation of extrinsic apoptotic signaling pathway via death domain receptors; protein K48-linked ubiquitination; proteasome-mediated ubiquitin-dependent protein catabolic process. Gene Ontology annotation, molecular function: ubiquitin protein ligase activity. The coding region runs from base 184 to 1413 and encodes 409 amino acids. The transcript has 8 exons. Lineage: Eukaryota; Metazoa; Arthropoda; Insecta; Lepidoptera; Pyralidae. The record is from RefSeq and is a predicted model, not a curated record. Gene Ontology annotation, cellular component: cytoplasm; plasma membrane.